AUGAAUCACUUGUGGAAUGCACGCGUUCUAAACAGGCCUCUGGCAGAGGCUUCGAACCUAUAUUCAAAACCGACACAAGUGCAGAUACUCGAUGUUACGAGAGCGGCCGAUGGAAAGAUAGGGACAUCGAGGGUGUUAGUGGCCGGCGAAGGCAUGCAGUCAUCGUUACCGGAACUUUCCAAUGACACUGUUAUUCGAUGGAUACAUACAAGAACUGUCGACAUGGACUUUGAUAUUCUUCUGAACUUUGCUCUCACUCAUCAAGAAUUCACAAAGGAAGACAGGUUCAAAUCACGCAUAUCCAACACAUUCCUUCCUCUUCGAGACUAUAUGUACCCCACUAGAUCGCUAUUGCAAUACCAUUACCGCCGCGAGUCGUCGGCCCUGAUUGCUAAAAGGGAUUUGGAACAGACUUCUCGAAAACUGGCAGGUCCCGGUUCACGUAAACUGGUCGUUGUCAAAAACCUAUGGAUACUAAUGUUGAAUGAGUCAACAAUGAUUACUGUCUCACCAACUGAUGGUGAACAUAUUUGGUCAGAGUUGGGGUUGAUCAGCAAGCCAUAUUCUUUACAAUCUGAGCGCAGAACCUCAAAUCUCUGGGAGACUUUGGAUUUACUUGCAGAUAGGCUCCAGCAAAGGAUUUCGUCUGCAAUUGACGAACUAGAAUAUCUUCUCUCGUACCAACGAUGGUUCAGAACAUCACUUCCAGCCUCCUUUGCCAAUCGGGUGGGAGGAGAUUCAUCAAAUUCUGGAGGUUCCCUGACAGGAUUUUGGGGAUUUAUGUUUUACCUCAUUAAUCCAGAGUGGAUUCUUAGGCUGCAACAUCGAUUUUCAACAUUGGAAAGCUUCUUGGCUGGUAACAGAGCUCGGUUUGAAGGGCUUAGGCACAUGGAAAGAUCUGCAGUGUCUGCAGAGAUUGAGCUACAAUCGGAAUCCCUUUAUAUGUCUCUUUAUGAGGGUGUCGGCAUAUACCUUGACAUAUUCUCCAAAGUAUGCAGGAAGAGCACAAUAGCACUUUUGUUUCCAUCAAAUAGAGAGCUACUGUGUAAAGUAUGGUUAGACGUCAAACAUCAAUCGCAGCUAUUCUUAUGGAAAGUCUCGGCCAUGGAUUUAAAUAUUCAAGUGAUGACAGCUACUGGCCUGUCUGAAACCGAACGGCGCCACGAUAUACCCACAGAGAUUGAGCAACUUAUGUUUCUCCUUGUGGAUUCCUUGACCCCUGGAGACUCGACAGAAUCAGCCUGCUCCCGAAUCAGUGAUAUAUAUUCUCAGUACAUCGCGCGACUGCAAUUAUGGAUCCAACAAGAACCAUCGAAGCAUCAUACUGGGAAUAUAUAUCAAAUUCUGGAGGAGUUGGAUAUAAUCAGUGGAAUAGUUGAAUCACAACGAAAAGUCGUGGAGCAGAUGGUGAAGAUCUUUCGUGAACAACAACUACCGAACCCGCGAAAAAUAUGUACGAGUGCAGAGAAAAUGUCAAUGUCCCCAGAAACACCCACAAAAACACUUCAAAAAAUGCAACAGUUUCAGUCAGAGCUCCGUGAAUACCAAAAUUCUUGCUCUCGGCUUGCUACGCUGGCUGCCCAAAGACAAAGUGAUGCACGGAUGGAAAAUAUAGGCAAAAUAAUACUCGUGCUCACUAUCACUACGACAAUUUUCUUGCCUCUUGUGUUUGUGAGUAAUCUGUUUGGGAUGAAUGUGGUAGAUAUAAGAGAGAUGAGGUCGGGACAAUGGGUGUUCUGGGUAUCUGCUCUUGGAGUGACUCUCAUAGCUGGAAUCUUCGCUCUGGUUAUAGCGUUUUUUUGGCGAGGGUUUGAUGCUGAAAGUAAGAGCUAG
Messenger RNA from Morchella importuna, 1833 nucleotides. RefSeq lists its product as uncharacterized. The transcript is spliced from 10 exons. NCBI's taxonomy places the organism in Eukaryota, Fungi, Ascomycota, Pezizomycetes, Pezizales, Morchellaceae. Gene Ontology annotation, cellular component: membrane. Gene Ontology annotation, biological process: transmembrane transport; metal ion transport. The coding region runs from base 1 to 1833 and encodes 610 amino acids. The record is from RefSeq and is a predicted model, not a curated record. Gene Ontology annotation, molecular function: metal ion transmembrane transporter activity.